Molecule: messenger RNA, 2457 nt
Organism: Sorghum bicolor (sorghum)
Lineage: Eukaryota; Viridiplantae; Streptophyta; Magnoliopsida; Poales; Poaceae
Product: E3 ubiquitin-protein ligase ORTHRUS 2
Exons: 9
Coding region: 61-2169 (702 amino acids)
Biological process (GO): negative regulation of gene expression via chromosomal CpG island methylation; protein ubiquitination
Molecular function (GO): ubiquitin protein ligase activity; metal ion binding
Source: RefSeq, a predicted model, not a curated record
UCCCCAUUCCCAGACCCAGCCGCGCCGCCGCCGCCGCCACCCACCACCACCACCACCACUAUGGCUGUCUUUCUUCCCUGCAACGACGCCGGCAUCUGCAUGGUCUGCGGCGUGGCCGUGCAAUCCGAGGACGAACUGCUACGCUGCUCCACCUGCGUCACCCUGUGGCACUCCCCUUGCCUCUCGAAUCCCCCCGCGGUCUCCGAUGCCGCGACCUGGAGCUGCCCCGGCUGCUCCGUCGUCGUCGUCGACCCUGCACCUGCAGCUGCCCGCGCGGCGGCCCCUGCGACUGCGACAACAGGAGGCGAGCUCAUCGUCGCGGCCGUCCGCGCGAUCGAGGCCGACACCACCCUCUCCAAUGCAGAGAAGGCGCGACGCCGGCAAAACCUUCUCGCUGGCCGAUCUGCACCCGAUGAUGUCGACGACAGCGCAGAGGACGGCGUCCUCAACAUCCUCGGCGAAAGCUUCAGCUGCGCCUUCUGCUUGGAGCUGCUGGAUCGCCCUGUCACUACACCAUGUGGGCACAAUUUUUGCCUGAAGUGCUUCAACGGAUGGACACGUAAGGGAAAAAGGGCAUGUGCAAAAUGUCGUCAACCGAUCCCGUCCAAAAUGGUGCAACAACCUAGAAUUAACUCUAAAAUGGAUGAAGUCAUCCGUAAGGCCAGGAUGCCAAAGACAACUAAUUCAACUGGCUUAGUAGAUUCACAUCGCCAUUAUAUACAGAAUGUUGAUAAGCCCGACAGGGCAUAUACAACUAAAAGGGCCAAGCGACCUGGAAAAGCAAAUGCUUCAAGUGGCAAGAUUUUUGUGACAACUGAACCCGAUCAUUUUGGACCGAUCCUUCCCAAACAUGACCCCAUGAGGGAAAUUGGCGUCAAAGUUGGAGAAACAUGGGCAGAUAGAUUGGAAUGCAGACAAUGGGGUGCUCAUUUCCCUCAUAUAGCUGGAAUUGCUGGGCAGAGCGGAAAGGGUGCUCAGUCAGUCGCCCUAUCUGGAGGCUAUGAAGAUGACGAAGAUCAUGGGGAUUGGUUUCUUUAUACUGGAAGUGGCGGGAGGGAUCUAAGUGGAAACAAGAGAACAAAUAAAGAGCAAGGAUUCGAUCAAACAUUUAGGAACAUGAACGAGGCUCUUCGACAAAGCUGCUUGUCGGGUCACCCUGUUCGGGUUGUGCGGUCGCAUAAAGUGAAACACUCUUUGUACGCUCCUAAAUUGGGCGUGAGGUAUGAUGGAAUUUACAGAAUUGAGAAAUGUUGGAGGAAGAUUGGUAUUCAGGGGAAGUUCAAAGUCUGCAGGUAUCUCUUUGUACGCUGUGACAAUGAACCAGCACCUUGGACCAGUGAUGAUCAUGGUGAUCGUCCAAGGCCAUUGCCCGACAUUCCGGAGUUAGAAAAUGCAACUGAUAUAUAUGAGAGAGAUGAGCAACCUUCAUGGGGCUACGAUGAGAGAGAACGCUGCUGGAAAUGGAUGCGUGAUGAACCGCAGCCAACAAGGAUAAAGAAUGCUGGCAAACAAGUCCAGAGAAGAGCAAGGUCUAACACUAAAAGACUUCUGAAAGAAUUUAGUUGUUCUAUCUGCUGCAAAGUGAUGACAGAACCACUCUCUGCUCCCUGUGGUGACAACUUCUGCAAGACUUGUUUGCUGGGGGCAUAUGAUAAGCAGUCCUCCGUGAGAGAAAGAAGCGGUGGCGGUCGUACCCUUAGGGCUCAGAAGAUCGUGAAGAGAUGCCCAUCCUGUAGAAUUGACAUCAGUGACUUCCUAGUGGAUCCACAGAUCAACCGAGACAUAAUGAAUGUGAUUGAGUCUCUGCAACUGAAACUCGAAGAAGGUAACACCACCAAGGACAUACCAUAUGGUGGUGGUGACAUGGCUGAGGAAUUCCAUGAUGAUGAACAAGAGGAAAAUGAUGGCGGCGGUAUGGAGAUGGAUGAGGCUGGUUGUAGCUUUGAUGUCGAAGAGGGAGACAAUGCUGAGGAUCAUGAGGAUAACCCAGCUGAUAUGGAUGAUGAUGCUUGUGGCGAAAUUGUGGUUGGAAUCAAAGAAGAAGGGCAGCAGCCUGACCAGAAACGCAAGGGUGACACUGACAUUGGCACUGAUGGUCCUAAUAAAAGGACGACAACCAGAGUUGGCGUGGGACAACAGAACAGCAAGGGCGAUGAGGCAGGCAUGUAAAACUCAUGGCGGUCAUGUUGCGAGCAGCGGUCGCAGGGGAAUGUACUCAGGACAGUGUGAACAAUGCUGGUGGUUGCUGAAGAUAGUUUGUAGAGAGAGGCGGUGGAGGUGCAGGGAUGCUGAUGGCUUGGAAACACAAACAGCAUGUUGUUUUAGGCUCUGCGUUUGUAGACAUUGUAUGCAUGUCGACUGAGAGGUUUGGACUGUUUUCGUUGAUUUGCGUACUCUUGUUGGGAACUGGAUUGCGUAAACAUGGUUUGCGAAAAACUUGUUGGAAUACCUGUACUG